Molecule: messenger RNA, 2749 nt
Organism: Exophiala mesophila
Lineage: Eukaryota; Fungi; Ascomycota; Eurotiomycetes; Chaetothyriales; Herpotrichiellaceae
Product: translation initiation factor RLI1
Exons: 6
Coding region: 224-2038 (604 amino acids)
Biological process (GO): translational termination; translational initiation; ribosomal subunit export from nucleus
Molecular function (GO): ATP binding; ATP hydrolysis activity; iron ion binding
Source: RefSeq, a predicted model, not a curated record
CCGCAAUCCCCAAACUUCACUGUCUGCCCUCUUUUUGAUCUUCCUCUACUUUGUGCACUUUUCACUCUUGCCUGGCUGUUCACCGCGUCAACCUUACUUCUACACGCUAUCACAUCUCACUCAGUGUACCUGCCUGCGCUCAUUCAAUUUUCUCCCACAUCUCUCGAGUACUGCCAACAAACCCACUCCCCGCCACGACAGGACUCGGUCUGCGAUCGCCGCUAUGUCGGACAAAUUAACAAGAAUUGCUAUUGUCAAUAGUGACAAGUGCAAACCAAAAAAAUGUCGUCAAGAAUGUAAAAAGUCUUGCCCCGUCGUUCGAACCGGCAAACUCUGCAUCGAAGUCACUCCCGAAUCCAAGAUUGCCUACAUCUCCGAGCGUUUGUGCAUUGGCUGUGGUAUCUGUCCGAAAAAAUGUCCAUUCGGUGCGAUUCACAUCAUCAACCUUCCCACAAACCUCGAGACCCAGGUCACCCAUCGGUAUUCUGCAAACAGUUUCAAGUUGCACAGACUUCCCAUGCCCCGGCCUGGUCAGGUUCUUGGUUUGGUAGGCACAAACGGUAUCGGCAAGAGCACGGCUUUGAAGAUCUUGAGUGGAAAAUUGAAGCCCAACUUGGGUCGAUAUGACAACCCACCAGAUUGGGAAGAGAUUUUGCGAUACUUUCGUGGCUCUGAAUUGCAAAAUUACUUUACAAAGGUUCUCGAGGAUGACCUCAAGGCCAUUGUCAAACCUCAGUACGUCGACCAACUGCCACGAGCCAUCAAGGGCCCCAUCAAGAAUGUCAAGCCCUUGAUUCAACAAAAGUCCGAAUUGGGCAAUCUCGACCACAUCAUGGACGUCUUGGAACUCAACGCCGUUUCCGAGCGUGAGGUCUCGCUUCUCUCUGGCGGAGAACUCCAACGAUUUGCCAUUGCCCUAGUUGCCGUUCAAAAAGCGGACGUUUACAUGUUUGACGAGCCCUCGUCCUACCUUGAUGUCAAACAACGUCUAAGCGCAGCAAAGACCAUCCGUGAACUGUUGAGACCCGACGACUACGUGAUUGUCGUCGAACACGAUUUGUCAGUCCUUGAUUACCUCUCCGAUUUCAUCUGUGUGCUCUACGGAAGACCUGCCGUUUACGGUGUCGUCACCCUCCCGUCCUCAGUUCGUGAGGGUAUCAAUAUUUUCCUCGAUGGCAACAUUCCAACCGAGAAUCUCCGAUUCCGCGAGGAGAGCUUGACUUUCCGUAUUGCCGAAGCUGGUGAAGACUAUAUGGCCGAUCGAGAUCGUGGCUUCCAAUAUCCCCGCAUGCAGAAAACCUUGGGCGGUUUCCAUUUGAGCAUCGAAAAGGGCGAUUUCACUGACUCGGAGAUCAUCGUCAUGAUGGGUGAAAAUGGAACAGGCAAGACGACUUUCAUCAAGAUGCUUGCCGGCGCAGAACAACCCGAUGGAACCACCAGGGUUCCCAAGCUCAAUGUCUCGAUGAAACCCCAAAAGAUCACACCCAAGUUCACCGGUACUGUCCGCCAGCUUUUCUUCAAGAGGAUCAAGGCCGCUUUCCUGAGCCCUCAAUUCCAGACCGACGUUUACAAACCCUUGAAGAUUGACGACUUCAUUGACCAAGAAGUUCAAAAUCUCUCGGGUGGUGAAUUGCAACGUGUGGCCAUCGUUCUGGCUCUUGGUAUCCCUGCCGACAUCUAUCUUAUCGACGAGCCAUCCGCCUAUCUCGAUUCCGAGCAACGUAUCAUCGCUGCACGUGUCAUCAAGCGGUACAUCAUGCACGCCAAGAAGACAGCCUUUAUCGUCGAGCACGAUUUCAUCAUGGCCACUUAUCUCGCUGAUCGUGUCAUUGUCUUUGACGGCAAACCAUCCGUGGAUGCUCGAGCAAACGCGCCAGAAUCUCUCCUGACUGGAUGCAACAAAUUCUUGAAAAAUCUUGAUGUGACCUUCCGUCGAGACCCCAAUUCAUACCGUCCUCGCAUCAACAAAUACCAAUCUCAAAUGGACCAGGAGCAGAAGCUAGCGGGCAACUACUUCUUUUUGGAAGAUGAGAGUUAAAAUUGCAUUUUUCACCAAGGGCAACUAUCAAAACUAUCAUCACCGUCAUCAUCACCACGAUGAACAAAAGCAUAAUGACCAGCACCAUUACGACGGAACGAGUCACGAUCACGACCAACCGGUCAGCAGCCAUACCAGCUCCACGACGUUGAAGAGCACGGGCAAAGGUGCAAAAAAGCGUAGAGGAGGUGUUGUGAUCAACGACGAAGAUGCCGAAUCGGAAGAAAGUGAUGAAGAGGGAGAUGACCUUCCCGGCAGUGGUUGACCUCCUGCGCCCUUGGAGAAAGAUGUCAUUGCAGAUUGUUCGCUUUCAAUGUGUAAUGGGAUCUUCUCUUCGCGAUCUUUUUGCGAACAGGGUCCGGGUCAAGUUAGGUGGCCACUGCCUCAUCAGCCCCAUUUUUGACUAGGCGACUACGGAGUAGGUAGCAUCAAUGUGGGUCGAAGCGGGUACGGGCGAGACGUUAGCUCUUCUUUUGCCAAAGCUAUCAGGAAGACGUGAACGAGGCAGGUGACAAGCCUGUCGUGCUCGCAGUGGUGGUGGAAAAGCAUUCCCCUUACAGAGACACCUACCAGCAGCCGACCUUAAUGGUCUCUCAUUCCUUUGCUGGCCACUCGACGGGACAUGUUGCUGUCGACGUAGAUGAAUUGAAGAACAGAGAUACUAUCAAGACAUGAAAUCAAAAUGUUUUCAUGCUCGUGCUUGAAAUUUUG